Globicephala melas (long-finned pilot whale) is the source of this 990-nucleotide messenger RNA. It is a transcript of the gene CTBS, whose product is annotated as chitobiase. Gene Ontology annotation, molecular function: chitin binding; chitinase activity. The record is from RefSeq and is a predicted model, not a curated record. Gene Ontology annotation, biological process: chitin catabolic process; oligosaccharide catabolic process. Lineage: Eukaryota; Metazoa; Chordata; Mammalia; Artiodactyla; Delphinidae.
AUGGCCUGGCCGCAGCUCCGGUGCUGGCGCCUCGUUCCCUCGCUGCACGGGACCCUGGGGCUGGCUCCUCUGCUGCUGCCACUGCUCCUGGCGCUGCGCGUCGGGCUCGGGGCAGACUGCCAGUGCCAGGCCCCAGCGCUGUGCCGUCCCAUCACCCAUCGUUCAUCGCCCCGACUUCGAGGAGAUGUAUCCAUAAGGGAUAUCAUUAAUGCUACUUUAAGAGCAUCCUGGUUAGCUCAACAAGUUAAGCUGGCCAAAACACAAUAUAUGGAUGGAAUUAAUCUAGAAGAAGUUGCUCGUUCAUCACAUGAAUAUUAUGCGUUAACUGCUUUAGUCAAAGAAACUGCAGACUCUUUCCAUCAUGAAAUUGAGGGAUCACAGGUAACAUUUGAUGUAUCUUGGUCUCCAAACUGCUUAGGUAGGAGGUGCUAUAAUUAUACUGGAAUUGCAGAUGCUUGUGACUUUCUCUUCGUGAUGUCUUAUGGUGAAUGAAGUCUGGUCUGGUCACAAUGUAUUGCAGGAGCCAAUUCUCCCUAUACUAAGACAUUAACUGGAUAUGAUGACUACAUCAAGAUAGGCAUUAACCCUAAGAAACUUGUAAUGGGUAUUCCCUGGUAUGGUUAUGAUUAUACCUGCCAAAAUCUAUCAGUGAAUCAUGUUUGUACCACUGCAAAAUACCCUUGUAAAGAUGCUGUAUACCGUCAGGUGGCCUAUCAAAUGAUCAUGAAGCAAGUAAAUAGUUCUACUUCUGGAAGACUGUGGGAUAAAAUUCAGCAGUCUCCUUAUUAUCACUAUCAAGAUCAGGCUGGCCAUUUUCAUCAAGUGUGGUAUGAUGACCCUCAGAGCAUUUCUCUAAAGGCAGCAUAUGUACAAAACCGUGGCUUACUCGGCAUUGGCAUGUGGCAUGCAAACUGUCUUGACUACUCUGGAGAUGCUAUAGACAAACAGCAAACUGAAGAAAUGUGGAAAGCUUUAAAACCAAAGCUGUGA